Messenger RNA from Purpureocillium lilacinum, 633 nucleotides. The record is from RefSeq and is a predicted model, not a curated record. NCBI's taxonomy places the organism in Eukaryota, Fungi, Ascomycota, Sordariomycetes, Hypocreales, Ophiocordycipitaceae.
AUGUCCUCCCUCAAGGGCCCGACCCCGCAGCAGCACGACGGCUCCGGCCUGCGCGUCGCCAUCGUCCACGCGCGCUGGAACUCGACCAUCAUCGACCCCCUCGUCGCCGGCGCAAAGGCCAAGCUCCUCGAGUGCGGCGUCAAGGAGUCCAACGUCGUCGUGCAGUCCUGCCCGGGCUCGUGGGAGCUUCCCUUUGCCGUCCAGCGGAUGCUCACUAACUCCCCGCCGUCGCCCACCAGCCUCUUCUCCGCCUCGCAGAUCCAGUCUUCCUCCACGGGCGGCCCCUCCGCGACCGACCUCCUCGCCUCCUCCACCACCGACCUGGCCUCCCUCCCCAGCGGCGCCGCCUCGGGCCCCUUCGACGCAAUCAUCGCCGUCGGCGUGCUCAUCAAGGGCGAGACGAUGCACUUCGAGUACAUUGCCGACGCCACCACCCAGGGCCUGAUGCGCGUCCAGCUCGACACGGGCGUCCCCGUCAUCUUCGGCGUCCUCACCGUCCUCAACGACGACCAGGCCAAGGCGCGCGCCGGCGUCGACGGCAAGGGCCACAACCACGGUGAGGACUGGGGCCUGGCCGCCGUCGAGAUGGGCGUCAAGCGGAAGGAGUGGGCAGGUGGCAAGAUUGAGGGCUAA